This is a messenger RNA of Hylaeus volcanicus, 1651 nucleotides long. RefSeq lists its product as uncharacterized. Gene Ontology annotation, molecular function: GTP binding; mannose-1-phosphate guanylyltransferase (GTP) activity. The coding region runs from base 343 to 1443 and encodes 366 amino acids. The record is from RefSeq and is a predicted model, not a curated record. NCBI's taxonomy places the organism in Eukaryota, Metazoa, Arthropoda, Insecta, Hymenoptera, Colletidae. Gene Ontology annotation, cellular component: cytoplasm. The transcript has 10 exons. Gene Ontology annotation, biological process: cell wall mannoprotein biosynthetic process; GDP-mannose biosynthetic process.
UAAAAAAAUUGUAAUUUCAGUUAAAGAUGAAAAGCUGAAGAAUUUGUGCAUGAAUGAAAAACCUGAAAAAAGUUUUUAGAGACGACUUUUUUUUCAUGCCUCAUAUUUUUUAAAAUGUAAAAGUGAAGUCGAUUUUGACAUAAAUAGAAUGAGAUCAUUUGCAUUGAAUAUUUUUUUAUUAAAAUUUUUAUCUUUUAACUAUUAGAAACUGUAAGCAGUAUACGAUAACAGGAGUAAAAGUAACAAUGAGCUGUAAUAGAAUUUCAUCUGCGGUAUAGUCAUAAGUUGAAACUAUUUAACAAAAGUCAUUUUCUUUUUUAGCAAUUUUUCUUAUAAAAAAUUAUGAAAGCAAUUAUUUUAAUGGGGGGUUACGGAACACGUUUGCGUCCUUUGACAUUAAGCGUUCCAAAACCCUUAAUUCAUUUUUGUAAUAAAUCCAUUAUCGAAUAUCAAAUAUCUGCCCUUACUAAGGUUAACGUGACCCAUGUUAUCUUAGCUGUGUCUUAUCAACCUGAGUUUAUAGAAACAAAUUUGGAAGACUUAAGGCGAAAAUUUAAUAUUGAAAUAACCUGUUCGGUUGAGGAGAUACCUUUAGGAACCGCAGGCCCUAUAAGCCUUGCCGAGAAAUUAUUAAGCGUAAGUCCUCAUGAGUAUUUCUUCGUAUUGAACAGCGAUAUUAUUUGUGACUAUCCAUUAAAAGAAAUGUUGGAAUUUCACCAAAACCAUAAAGGAUUUGCAACAAUACUAGUAACGGUUGUAGAAGAACCACAGCAUUUCGGAGUUGUUUUAUUUGAUAAACAAAAAAAAAUUACAAGUUUUAUUGAAAAACCAAAACACUUUGUUGGUAAUUCUAUAAACGCUGGUUUGUAUCUAUUUAACAAAUCUGUUUUUCAAUUUUUAAAGCCAGAACCAACAUCCAUUGAAAAGGAAAUUUUUCCUUCACUUGUAAGUCAAGGAAAAAUGUAUUGUCUUGAACAUAAAGGCUAUUGGAUUGAUAUCGGUCAACCAGCUGAAUUUAUACGUGGUACAGAAAUUUAUUUAGAACAAAUCGCUACAGGAAAGAUAUCGCCAAUUCUACCGGAAACUUUGGCGAAAGGACCCAAUAUACAAGGGAAUGUCAUUAUUCAUCCCACAGCCACCAUAGCAUCGAAUUGCCUCUUAGGGCCUAACGUUGUUGUUGGUGCUAAUUGUCAUAUAGGAGAAGGAGUCCGUAUAAAAAAUUCUUCUAUUUUGGACUCUGUUCUAUUAGAAGGGUAUAAUGUUGUAGAUGAGUCUAUUGUUGGUUGGGAAUCUAAAAUUGGAAAAUGGGCUUAUAUUAAAGGUUUAACUGUGAUAGGACGUGAUGUGACAGUAGCUCCUGAAUGCUUUGUUAAUCAAAGUAUUAUUUUACCGCAUAAAAAAGUUGGUAAUAGUAUUUUCACUCCAAAUCAAAUUAUCAUGUAAAAAUGAAGCCUUAAUUCCAUUUCUUAUCCAACUAAACAAGACUUUAAGAGCUUCACGUGUACACGAUUUUGUUAUGUGAUUCCUUAUGCUAAUUUGUAAUUUUUUGGGUAUUUUAAAAAAAAGAUUAUAUUUUGUUAAUUGCACAUUUUCUUGUAGCAAAAGAAAGUGUCAAAUUGACUAAAUUUACUGUUUACAAGUAAAACAGGGU